Molecule: messenger RNA, 1002 nt
Organism: Astyanax mexicanus (Mexican tetra)
Lineage: Eukaryota; Metazoa; Chordata; Actinopteri; Characiformes; Acestrorhamphidae
Product: complement C1q-like protein 4
Exons: 4
Coding region: 98-787 (229 amino acids)
Molecular function (GO): protein binding
Source: RefSeq, a predicted model, not a curated record
CCUGAUUAAAGUCCAGCACCACUGAACUGUGGCACAACCCAUAUAUAAGCACUGCAUAGCGGAAGCCUGACCACUGCCUAAGAGACAGAUUGGUAAAAUGAGGCCAUUUUUAAGAGCUACCGUUAUUACUUUGCUGUUGCUAAUGUUUUUCUUUCAGGACAGCGUCGGAGAAAAACAGGCAGAGAAGCCUGAAAGUUUGCAGAGCUUGUUUAUUCAACGGGACAUCUCCGCUGAGCUUAAAUUUCUGAGAGACCUGAUUACUCAGCAAGGAAUGAUGUUAGUGGAGCAACAGAAAGUAAAUACAGCACAAGCAAGUGAGUUGUCAGCUUUGAAAAAUGAGAUGGAUCAUCUGAAGAAAGAAAAUGCAGGUAGAACAAAGGUUGCAUUCUCUGCUGGUAUUGGACCACCUCUAAGAAUAUUAGGUCCAUUUAAUUCUGAGACAAAUCUGAUCUACAAGAAAGUCCUUACAAAUAUUGGAGGAGCCUACAACUCAUAUACAGGAGUCUUCACAGCUCCAGUCAGAGGGGUCUACUAUAUUCGGUUCACAGGCAGCGAGUACGGCAACACCAGCAACAACAUUGGAGUGAACCUGUACAAGAAUGAGCAGAAUCUGCUGCAUUUGGGUGAAAAUGGUUCAGACGGCCUUGCUAAGCAUAUUUCAAGUGGAGUCACUCUGGAACUGGAGGCAGGAGAUGUGGUCUACACUCGCCUCCCAGCACACUAUGUGCUCUGGGGUGGCUCCGACUUCCGCACUACUUUUAGUGGUUUCCUUAUCUUUCCCAUGUGAAAAAAGAGGCACAGCAGUCACUUACACUCCACCAUAAUGUCAUUAUCACUAUAGUGCUGAGAAAGAAUGACCCACCAUCCAAAUAAUACCUGCUCCUGUGGGCUUCUGACUACAGCAAAACAGGGGGUAUGUCCCCCUGAUGUGACACUACACACUGACUUUAGUGACAUGGUUUGUAACAUUUACAGUUUAUUAAAUGUUCUAUUUUAAACUUA